AUGACUGCUAACUCUAAAGACAGUAGCGUCGCUUUGAGCAAUAUUGAUGCCAUUAACACAAGUAUUUCCGAUGAUGAUAGCGACGACUUCUUUAUGGAUAAUUCUUUUGAUGAAAAUGAUUACAAUCAGAGUGACGAUAGUAAUGAACGAAAUGUCAUAAUUGAUUCUAAAGUUACAGAUUCCCAGCCCCUUCAUUUAUCUCUGUCAGCAUCUGAAGAGGAAGAUAAAAAUGUAAACCAGCAAAGUCUUUCCGAUAGCGAGUCAUCUAGUGAAAGUGCGAGUUCAGCAAACAUUAUAAAACUCAAAUCAGACAAGCCAUCAGGUAGGACAAGAGGAAGAUCUAUGAUAAAAGAAUCUGUGGUUGAAAUAGAAUCAUCUGGAUCAAGGCAAAACAAUAACAAAUACCAUCAUAGAUCAAGAUCAAGGUCUAAAUCGAGUAUAAGAUCUUUAUCGCCUGAACAAAAAUAUAAACGACAGAAAAACUCACUAUUAAAUGCUUAUGACGAAAAUGAUGAUUUCUUUAAAGAGCUUGCUAAGGAGGCUAAGAAAACUACUAGCAUGUCAAAAGAUUCAACACCCGAUCAGCCCAAACGAGUUUAUAACAUAAAGUUUUUUUCUAAGCUAGAAGGAACUAUAAAUAAGGCCGUUCAGGUAAAAGUUUUGGGAAAGUACGAAUUUUCAAAAAUACUACCUGCUGCAUUGGACGGGCUGAUGAAAUCUUAUAAAAUUCCUAAAGUCAUGAAGGAUAUUUACAAAGUAGAGAAUGUGACUCUUUAUUGGAACAAUGCAAAGUUAUUAAAUUUUAUGACUUGUAACUCUUUGCAUAUUCCGCAAGAUUUUGAAAAUGAAAUAUCUGACAUCGAUAUUACUGUCGUCUCGAAAGAGUAUGAAAAGAAUUUUGAGGCAACUUUAGAAUCAAAAUUGAAAGAGGAAGAAACAGCAAUGUUUGCAAAAGAACGCCAAGAAAUGGAAAUGAAGUUAGAAAAAAAGAGAAACGAGCGGGAAGAAUCUGAAUUCCGUGAAUUUGAAUUUGAAUUAAGAAAYGUCAAAGAAACAGAAGAAUUGAAAGCAACAGAGACAAUUAUGAAUGAACCUUCUUUACGAGAAGGCAACUUGAUAAAAGAAAACAAAAAUGGCGAUAAUGAAAAGGUUAUGAAAAUUGCCCUUAUGGGGCAAGAUAAUAAAAAGAUUUAUGUGAAUGUUAGAAACUCUACGCCAUUUUUCAAAGUAGCUGAAUAUUAUAGAAUUCAAAAACAACUACCUCAAAAGGCGAAAAUCAAACUACUGUUUGAUCAUGACGAACUAAAUUUGAAUGAAUGUAUAGCGGAUCAGGAUAUGGAGGAUGAAGAUAUGGUCGACGUCAUUGUCGAGUAG
Molecule: messenger RNA, 1374 nt
Organism: Saccharomyces eubayanus
Lineage: Eukaryota; Fungi; Ascomycota; Saccharomycetes; Saccharomycetales; Saccharomycetaceae
Gene: ESC2
Product: Esc2p
Exons: 1
Coding region: 1-1374 (457 amino acids)
Molecular function (GO): protein binding
Source: RefSeq, a predicted model, not a curated record